Molecule: messenger RNA, 174 nt
Organism: Perkinsus marinus ATCC 50983
Lineage: Eukaryota; Perkinsozoa; Perkinsida; Perkinsidae
Exons: 2
Source: RefSeq, a predicted model, not a curated record
AUGUCCUCUGGUAAAGAGACAAUCGCUGGAGAAUGGAUCCCAGGCCCUCUGGGUAUGGGAACUGAACUGGUACACGCCUCAGUCGCCCCCGACAAUGAGACGGGUGCCAUUCUGACUCCGCUCUUCUUGUCGACUACCUUCGUCCAAGAGUCCGUAGACAAGUAUCUUGCCAAG